AUGUUCCAUCAAGGCUCGACUCGAUCCCGACGCUCCAAAGAAGGAAAAACCAAAGAGGUGUUGCGACAACGGAGGAGCAUUAGCGACAUUGCCUUGCACUUCGUGCAUAAUCAGGGGAAAGAGGAAUUCAAAAACGAGGAUGUCCGUGGCUUGGUCCGGCUUUGCGGCAAAAGUAUGUUCUACCUGCCUGCAGAGUAUGCCACUGGCUCCCUGGUCUUGCCUACAUGUCUCCGUGCGACAGCGCAAUAUCUCGUUCAACAUGGUCACACGAGUGGCAUAUUCCGGGUGCCCGGCUCUGUGCGCACGAUAAACGCCCUCUACGACUAUUAUUGCGCAGAUAGCACAGGCGAGGACAUAGCAACGACCACUCGAUGUCCAAAUCUCCCCUCUCAUCUCAACUGUGGCGUCCACGACAUUGCAUCCACGUUCAAACGGCUUCUGGCUGGCUUACCUGGGGGCAUACUAGGAUCGCUCUCCUUGUUCGAUGCUUUGGUCGCGAUAAAUAGUCAACUUCACGGCUACGCUGAGACCAGCAGAACAAAAGAGAGUAGGCUGAAAGCAAGGCUUAUUGCUUUGGCUAUUUCAACCGUCAGGUCCCAAUACCAGCGCGAGUUGAUUUGCUCAGUGUUUGGCUUGUUAUGUCUAGUAGGUCGAGCUGCGGAAACGGCGCCAAGGGAAGACUUUUUAGGAAGACCUGUACCAACUGCUGAUCUGAUGGGAUACAAUGCCCUAUCCAUUGUGUUCGGUCCAUUGCUCAUCGGAGACUUGCUGAAGUCCUACAGUAUGAAGUUAGCAGAUCCCGCUCUAGGUCUCAUCAUACUACCAAUUACACCACGUAAAGCUAGAAAGCACCGAAAAGCGAGCCGAACGAAGAAACAAAAACCAAACCUUUUGACGGUUGACAGGAUAUAUGUUGCGAAUGAGAUUACCGAGAUGAUCUUGAUACAUUGGAGAGGCAUAGUACGGCAUUUGAAGGACCUAAAUGCCAUCAAAGAGCAGAAAGGAUAUGGCUCGACGCCUCGUGUUUCAGGCCAUUCUAGAGACGAGACACAAGAGCAUGAAUUACGGAAAUCUAUGUCAGAUACUUUCGACCUGAAAGGCGCUCCGGAUUGGGAAGCACAUGAUGAAUCCUUUCCGUCUCAGAGAUUCAAUUCGCCCCUUGCAGCAACCCCAACUCCGCAACCGAGUGAGUGUCCAUGCAUGUAUACGUUUACCACACAAGCACUAACAACCAUGGCCCAGGGACCUCAGAAGCUCGCAGUGCCGGCAAUAGUACUAAUAACUUGCUCGCAAUUAAGCGCCGACGACCUCGGCCAAUCACCUCAGCAUCCUUGUAUCGGCUGUCACGAGGCCACUCAAUGGGCACUUUGUCACCAACAGUUGAGGAAAGUCCAGCAGAUGGUAACGUUCAAGAACGUAGGAAUGCAUCAGGGAAAUCAUCGGUGA
Truncatella angustata is the source of this 1446-nucleotide messenger RNA. RefSeq lists its product as uncharacterized. The coding region runs from base 1 to 1446 and encodes 481 amino acids. NCBI's taxonomy places the organism in Eukaryota, Fungi, Ascomycota, Sordariomycetes, Amphisphaeriales, Sporocadaceae. The transcript has 2 exons. The record is from RefSeq and is a predicted model, not a curated record. Gene Ontology annotation, biological process: signal transduction.